This is a messenger RNA of Prorocentrum cordatum, 1133 nucleotides long. The record is from the annotation of a GenBank genome assembly. NCBI's taxonomy places the organism in Eukaryota, Dinophyceae, Prorocentrales, Prorocentraceae.
UGAAGCUCCAGGCUACGCACAAGGACAUCCCCUCCGGGUAAUCUAGGCUGGCACCAACAGGCCCGGCACGUUCGCCAAAGCGUGGGCCACUACGUUGAGACAACACGCAGCGCAUUGGCACGGACGUUCGCCCGCUCCCCUCCCAUUCCUUUUACACUGCACGGACGGCCACAAUGACAAGAGCAAGAUACAGCGGCACUUUGCCGCGCGGACUGCCAGCACGGUACGUGCUGCGUCCAGAGACGGGCGCAGGGAGGCAGCUGCAGCUGAGCGCGAAGGGGCUCGUCGGGGGACGGAACCUGCGCGCGGGAGGGGGAGUGGAGCAGACCGAGCAGAACACCGCGCAGACGUCAGCUCUCGGAGGCCCGGGCAGCGCUCCUGGGCAAGCGCCCGACCUCCCCGCCCGGGACGCGCGCGGAGGCCAGGAGCUGCGCUGGAGGCGCCUGCCAUGGGGUGGCCAGCGCCGGCCACCGCAGCCCGCGCGGGGCCUCGCUGCACGUGUGCCCCUGCUUCCUCGAGCAAGGAAGGGUCUGGGCGGCCAUGCAGGGCCGGUGCGGCCACGCGGGCCGUGCUGGCCGCGGUGGGAGAGCCGCCCGGUCUAACUGCAGCUAUGUCCACAAGCCGCCUCCCGUCAAGAGAGCUGCGGUGCGAAGUUGUUUUCCUCACGCUCCUCCUCCUGGGACAACGCCUCCAGAGGUUCGCCGCCGCCGUCACAGUCCGUCAGCGCGUCCGCCAACGGAGGUGAUACAGGCACUUCCACAGUGCCGGUCCUGAGAGCCCUGUUGGCCCGAAGGGCCACGAAGAGGGAGAGGACCACGAGGAACGUCGUGAUGCUGAUACUCGAGAUUAUCUGAUAUGAAUGAUGGGGAAAGAGGGGCGGCCGCCGCAAACAGGAUUCGCACUCCAGAGAGGCUACUCACUGAAUGGCUUGAGCCAAAGCGGCAGUCACGCCGCUUUGCCGUAUACAUGCCUCUCUGCACGCUGGGCACUCAUGCUUACCCUCCCUUCUCCCGGGAGGACAUAUACACAUCAACUUGCGAUCCGCCACACCGCGGCCUCGGCACGCCGGGGCGUGUCGGAGUGCCGGAUGCCUCCUGCAGGCGUCCAAGCCCCACUCCCUGGACCAAAAGAAG